Molecule: messenger RNA, 1878 nt
Organism: Eimeria necatrix
Lineage: Eukaryota; Apicomplexa; Conoidasida; Eucoccidiorida; Eimeriidae
Exons: 1
Coding region: 1-1878 (625 amino acids)
Biological process (GO): regulation of transcription by RNA polymerase II; positive regulation of DNA-templated transcription; chromatin remodeling
Cellular component (GO): brahma complex; nucleoplasm; SWI/SNF complex
Molecular function (GO): nucleosome binding
Source: RefSeq, a predicted model, not a curated record
AUGUACCAACAGCAGCAAAACCCUUUGCCCCUCAACUCCCCCUCAGCAGCAGCUGCUGCAGCUCUGCUGCGGCCUCGCAAGAAUUCGCACCGAGACGCCCUCCAGCAGCAGCAGCAGCAGCAGCAGCAGCAGCAGCAGCAGUUUUUCAGUGUCCCGUCGUCGCCGGCGACGCCUGCGCCCGCGCCCUCAGCAGCAGCAACAGCAGCAGCAGCAGCAGCAGCAGCAGCAGCAGCAGCAGCGGAAGCAGCGGGCGCCUCCACGCUCAUGGGGCCCCCACAAAGCAGCAGCAACUCGGGGGGCCCCUCGGAGGCCCCCAGCCUUCCUGCUGAACUCGUAACUGCUGCUCGCUGCUGGCAGCAGCAGCAGCGGGAGUGGCAGGAGCGCUAUCACCAGUGGCUGCUGCAGCAGGGGCUGUGGGAGACGCAGCAGCAGCAGGGCGCGGGGGGCCCCCUGCUGCAGGGGCCCCUGCUGCAGGGGGCCCCCGGGGGGCCCCUGCUGCAGGGGGCCCUCGGGGGGCCCCUGCUGCAGGGGGCCCUCGGGGGGCCCCUGCUGCAGGGGGCCCUCGGGGGGCCCCUGCUGCAGGGGCCCCUGCAGGACCGCGGGCUGCAGCAGCUGCAGGUGCUGCCGCGCAGCAGCACAUUUGCUUCUGGGGCUUUGUUGACUUUGCUGCGGAAGGGUUUGGGGCUGGGCCGGAGAGCAGCAGCAGCAGCAGCAGCAGGCACGCUGCAGCAAACCAAGACUCGGCUGCUGCCAGCAGCAAAGAAGCUGGCGGGGGGGCUGCGGGGCCUCACAAAGAGAAAAGAGACUAACAAAAAAGGGACACUUGAGGAGGAAGUGCUGCAGCAGCAGCAGCAGCUUUUGCUGCUGCGCCUGCACGAGCAGCGCCUCGCUGAAAACCAGCUCCUGCAGGCGCACCUGCAGCAGCAGCAGCAGCAGCAGCAGCAGCUGUUGCUGCAGCAGCAGCAGCAGCAGCAGCACGUUGAUGCGACGUGGGAGCAACCCCUAGCUGAGGCUGAAGAGGAGCUGGCGAGCGCUUCAGAGCCCGACCUGCCUGCUGCUGCUGCUGACCCCCAGCAGCAGCAGCAGCAGCAGCAGCAGCAGCAGCAGCUAAAACGCUGCAGCCUGGCAGCAGAAGAAGCCCCUGAAGUCCCCAGCCACCUCAGCCAAUCUAUAGACUGGAUUGUGGAGGUGGGGCUUAAUGCUGAGGCUCGUGCUGCUGCUGCUGCUGCGCUGCAGCGGCGGGAGCAGCAGAAGCGGCGGUCGCCGCAGCAGAAGCAGCUGCCGCAGCCGCGGCUGAAGCCGAAGCAGCAGCAGCAGCAGCAGCAGCAGCAGCAGCAGCAGGGGAAAAGACACAGCAGCUCCCCGUCGAGAGGCAGCAGCAUUGCCACUUGCUGCGACUCUUCUUUUGCUGCUGAAGAAACUGUAGAAGCACCAGCAGCAAGCAGCAGGGCUUUGGAGCAGCAGGCGCUGCAGCAGUCGCUGCUGUCAGUUUCUUCAAAAGCUAAGAACAGCAGCAGCAGCAGCAGCAGCAAACAAAAGCUGAGGGGCUCCGCAGCAGCAAAACGCAGCCACAGGAGACGCAGGAGCAGCACGCACAAGGACUGCGUCCUCCAGGACUGUCCGCUGCACUGCAGCAGCAGCAGCAGCAGCAGCAGCGGCUGCUGCAGCUGCAGCCACGAGGAAGAGCUGCUCUCAGACAGCAGCAGCAGCAGCAGCAGCAGCAGCUACUUGGCCAGCCGGCUGCAGACCCUGCGGAGACUGCGUGCUGCAGCAGCAGCAGCAAAAAGGAGACAGUUGCUGCUGGCAAGAAGAAAAGCAGCAGCAGCAAAAAGAGAAGAACUCUGCUACGGAGAAAUAAACUUUGAUGUGGCAAUCUAG